CUCAAUAAUUGCAAAUUUUAUCUAGCUUUUUAAACUUGUAAUUUCCAACAGGUCUGAUUUUCAUAAGUAAUUGUCCGACUAAAUGCGAGUUUUAGGCGACAUUUCAAAAUUCUGCCAAAUGUAUCUUUUUUUCUAAUUCUAUGGUGUUCCUCGUCUAAAUGCCGUAAAUUUUUUUUAGAAUAUCCAUCCUCAGAAUAUUGAGUAAGAUUAUUUAUUUCUUCUCAAGCUUGUUGUAAGGAUACAUGAAAUUUCAUUAAAGCACCGCUUGUCUCUUGAAAAUUGUCUACAUAAGAAAUUAUAGAAAGCAAUAAUCAUUUUAGAAAACCGGGUGUGAUCAAGAAAUUGGUGUGGUCUAAAGGGUGUGGUCAACCCUCCAUCUCAUUUCGGCGGUAGUCAGAUUUUUUGCUGGAUCCGCCACUGGCUUUGCGAUAGAAUUCACUUUCAAAAUCUUCGAAAACAGCCAACAGUUUUCUGCCAUUUCUCGACAGUGACAUUUUGUAAAGCUAACAACACGGGGGUUAGGAUGUUUUUAAAAAGAUACCUCGUUAUGAAAGAAAUUGAGGUUUCAGCCAAUCAGAAAGCCGUAUUUUGAAAAGCUGCUCUGUGAUUGGUAGGACAGAAAGUUGUCCUGAGCGCCAGUUUUUGAGUACUUUGGAUUAUGAGUCUCUGUUGUAGCGUCCGUCAAGUGAGGCAGUAGCGAAACAGAAGCUCAUGGAGUCUAGGGUCUGUGUAACCGAGAGCAAAAUCGCGUACGGGGAUUGAAUUGAAUUUUUUGCAUAAUUAUCACACAUCUGUGUAAUCAUGCAAGAAGAAGCGCUAAUAUUUUGAUCGGUCGUGGCAGUAUGAUAUAGAUUUAUUUGUUAGAAGAAAGUUUUGAAAAUGUUGCUCUGCUAUUUGAUGUUGAAGAUCUUCAUUGGGACAAUUCAUUGGUUCUGACCAUUUUGCAUGGUAGAAGAUGUUUAUUUUCUAGUUUGGCUCGAAGUUAAUGUAAAGAAGGACUUUUUGAGACAAGAUCUGGUGGAUACGAUGACGGAAAACAUGACUUUCGGAGUAGCGAUAAGUAAUGGAAACCGAAAAUUAGACAAGACGCUUUGGCUACAAACCGUAGAGAAUGAUCUCUGGUUAUAAACCCAAGUUUACAUACAGUGGAAAUUGCUCAAGUCUACAUAAGAGAAGAGUUAUUGUAUUCACAAUGAAUACAAGCGUAAUACCAUAAAAUAUUGCGCUGAGCAAACAGAUUCGUAAACCGGAAUGGAAUGACUUUUAUAUAUCUUUUGAGCUAUGGAGCCAUCGGGUUCAAUAUUGGAGCAAAGAUAGCUGACUCAAAACUGUCCUUUCAAAUUAUUCGGAUAAUUUUGGAUAAAAGAUGAAUUAAAAAACUGGAAACUUUGUCAAAAUCUUUGCAACAAGGGAGAGCUGUGCUUAAGUAAUUAGGCAAUCGUGUUGGGGUUCAAUUCAGUAUGUAAACAGAUAAACUGUUGUGGGACAGGAAGAAAUACAGCAAUAGUCGUAAUUGAAAUUUUAGAUAAAAAUUCAAGAUUCACAGAAGCAACAUAGCUCUGAAAAUUUGACCGGUUUUCUGAAACCUUUCAUCCACGCCUGCUAGUCUCUUUUGAUCAAAUGCAAGGACCAAUGAAAAGCGGAAAAUUUGUGUUGAAAAGUUUUGUUUGUUCCCUUGCUCAAUGUUCCGUUAGUCAAUCGUCAAGAGCGGCUUCCGAGUCACGUUGAUGAUCGACAUAAAGUUACGCAUUCGUCUUUCGACUUUCUCACCUGCCGAACUUAAAUCGAGAAUUAAAGGCUCUUGCGCAACUGGCAAGCUUUGCGACUUUAAUUUAAAGAACCGGUCUAUAAUAGUACUGCAUGAAAAUACAAAACAUAGUCAAUUUCUCAAGACAACAUGAUAUAGAAAUAUGAAAUAUAUGAAUUAUGAAUUAAGUAUGAAUAUAUGAAAUACAACACCCGCUAAGCAUGACGGUUGCUCAAGAGUCUUUAAGUGAAUGCGAAGUGCGACGUUUAAAUCAGAUAGGCACGGCUAAUUUAAUUAAGGGCGGCAGAAAAAUUUGCGCUUGGCAGAACUUGGCGAGCUACGCAAGCAAAGCGCAACUGGGCUUUUCAUGUACCGAACUCAAUGCAUAAUUUAUUUUAUAUCCCAGAAAUCACUUUUCUGGCAAAUCAUGCCUAUAACUGAAUUUCGGCGCGAAUCAACCUGGAAUCAAUAAAGCCAAGAUGGCGUCUGCAUAUGAGAAGUUCUGUUGUGUUUCCUCUCUUGCCACCAAGUAUCAUUUUCCAGACGAUAUUCAACCAACACUGGUUGCGUUGAAGUCUUCCGCAUGUCCUCUUUGCCUCCAUUAUUGGGCUGCUGUCGAGAGCAAGACAACAAGUAGCACCACUAAAACUCUCCUUCUUCUUUGCUUCACUAUAAUCUUCAAUCUUGCCUCUGCCAAUCUUCAAUUCUUUCUGGAUUCCAUCAGCAAUCUCCUCACAAAUGUAAAACGCAUGUUUUCGGGCCAUAUUAAAUGUCCGCAAUCAAAUCUGAAAUCCAUAGACUUAAGCCCGGCGAGCGGAACAAUGAAGAUCGACGUUUGCAACGGGAGUGGCACCAAAGAAUUAGUUCGGCAUAGAAGAAGUUUGACGUUUGGGACGGGCCUAUCAGAUAGCUAAAUAAUUGGAUAUCUCAUGGCCAUUGAAUUGCAUCCGGACAUAGUACAUUCAAUAGAAUUGGCAGCUCUGUUAAAAACGAUCAAAUGUCCGUGCAAGAAUUCCUACCGACGAACAUAUGAAAAAGUCUGGCAUAAAGGCAUUUAUUUAAUCGAAAAUGCCAACAAGAAAAUAUGUUUUCCUGACACGUUGUCUACUUGUGCUUACUUUGAGCCAAGUAAUCCACGGAGAGGAUAAUCGAGGCUCAGCAAUGUUCGAAGUUAUUCACAACCCAUAUAUGGAACUGACCAGCAUGUUUCAUAAAUCGUUUCAUCAAUGUAGUAAAAGUAGUCCGUGCAAUUUUGUGGUGAAGGAUAUGACAACAAACAAGUAUGAAACACACAAUAAGGAAGGAGAUAUAACUCAAGACCAGAGAAAGCUGAUAAUAUGGAAAAGAAAAAGAAAGUAUUCCUGUCUUGAUUGGCGAUACGACUCUGCAAUGAUUAAUGGGAUAUACAGAAUAUCAGAUGAUGACGGGGGCGAAUUCAACGUUUACUGCGAUUUCACAUCAGAGCCAAACUCUGUAUGGACCCUGAUCGAAUCGUUCUCUUUGGGUAAAAAUCAUCUGUUCAAAGACUGGCCAUUCACAAUUGAUUUUCCGUACUUGGAAGAUUCUCCAAACUGGGACAAUUACAGACUCAGCAAGACAAGGAUGGAGAAAAUCAAGUCAACAUCAACCCACUGGAGAGCAACAUGCAGUUUCGAUAUUUUUGAGAUAAAAUUGAUGUUUGCUUUCUUUGACGAAGAGAAGCUUCUUUCACCUGUAGCCACUUCACAUAGCAUGCUAUUGUUACAUUAUCUUUUCAAACAAAAUCAUUAUAGUAAACUACAAAUGCAGAGACUUGAUGAAUUCACCUUUGGAAUAAACGUAGACGUGUUAAGUUACUUAUGGAACAUCAUACUGUGCAAUAGUAAAACUGUAAAAUGGUAUAGAUAUCAUCACACAUUGUCAACUUAUAUCUUUUUUCUAGCUUUAAGUCUUCAAAUUAGAUAUUGGUUGCUAAAGCGCUUACUUAGUCUAUAUCUGCUACAAGAACCCAAUAUGCCACUGCUAAAUUUUUAAUAUAAACGUUUCCUCUGCAGUGUAGUAGAGUAAGUCCCAGGCCCCCUGGGCAAGGCGUAGACACUAUGUAAACACGUGUGUGAAUAUAGAUGAGUUUGCUUGCUGUA
Messenger RNA from Rhopilema esculentum, 3867 nucleotides. NCBI's taxonomy places the organism in Eukaryota, Metazoa, Cnidaria, Scyphozoa, Rhizostomeae, Rhizostomatidae. The record is from RefSeq and is a predicted model, not a curated record.